CCUUCUUCUUCUUCACGUUUAUUGUGCUGUAGAUGUAGUGCUUCUAGAGUUGGAGAGGAUAUUUAUUUGAAGAUCUCAGCAGUGGUGAAGGUUUGACGCUGUCCUUUGCAGAGGACAAAGCUGCUGGCGAUGUGCAUGGACGUGCUGGGAGUUAAAAGCUCCUCCACUUUUGAUUUCAACUUGACAAAAAGAUGGCAAACACUUUCACACGCCUGGUCACCGGCCGCAACACCGCCGCCCUGCUGGCCACCUUGGGGGCGGGCAGCGUGGCCACAGGCUUCCUGUUGAGCGACAGCAGCUCUCUGGCGGCCGAGGCGAAGAAGAAGCUCUUUCCUGCUAGCUCGGACUUCCCUGACCUUCGCAAACACAACAACUGCAUGGCGUCGGCGCUGACGCCUGCCAUUUACGCCAGGCUGAGGGACAAGGUGACCCCCAACAACUGGACCUUGGACCAGUGCAUCCAGACCGGGGUGGACAACCCCGGCCAUCCUUUCAUCAAGACGGUGGGCUGCGUGGCGGGAGACGAGGAGAGCUACGAGGUUUUUGCGGAUCUCUUUGACCCCGUCAUCAAGGACCGCCACAAUGGCUACGACCCCAGAACCAUGACCCACCCCACUGACCUGGACGCCUCCAAGCUAACUCACGGCAUGUUUGACGAGAACUACGUGCUCUCGUCGCGCGUCCGCACGGGCCGCAGCAUCCGCGGCCUCAGCCUGCCGCCCGCCUGCACCAGGGCGGAGCGUCGCGAGGUGGAGCGUGUGGCGGUCACAGCACUGGGCGGCCUCAAGGGCGACCUGGCGGGGCGCUACUACAGCCUGGGGGAGAUGACGGAGCGUGAGCAGCAGCAGCUCAUCGAUGACCACUUCCUGUUUGACAAGCCAGUGUCUCCCUUGUUGACAUGUGCCUUCAUGGCCCGGGACUGGCCUGACGCCAGGGGCAUCUGGCACAACAACGAGAAGACCUUCCUCAUCUGGAUCAACGAGGAGGACCACACCAGGGUCAUCUCCAUGGAGAAAGGGGGCAACAUGAAGAGGGUCUUUGAGAGAUUCUGCAGAGGACUCAAACAGGUGGAACAGCUGAUCCACGAGAGAGGCUGGGAGUUCAUGUGGAAUGAACGUCUGGGCUACAUUCUCACGUGCCCAUCCAACCUGGGCACAGGGCUCAGGGCGGGCGUGCACGUGCGCCUGCCCAAACUCAGCAAGGAUCCACGUUUCUCGAGAAUCCUGGAAAACCUACGGCUGCAGAAGAGGGGCACAGGGGGUGUGGACACGGCGGCUACGGGGGACACGUUUGACAUAUCCAACAACGACCGUCUGGGCAAAUCUGAGGUGGAGCUGGUCCAGCUGGUGGUAGACGGCGUCAACUACCUGAUCGAGUGCGAGAAGAGGCUAGAGAAGGGCCAGGAAAUCAAGGUCCCGCCUCCUGUGGCGCAGUUUCGCAGAUAAAAGGCGUUUGCUUUAGAUUAGCACUGAGGGGACACCUUCUACUUGAAGUAAGAUCUUCACUGUAACUGACAGCAGUAAAAUAAUCUUCAACAUCUGA
Molecule: messenger RNA, 1542 nt
Organism: Doryrhamphus excisus (bluestripe pipefish)
Lineage: Eukaryota; Metazoa; Chordata; Actinopteri; Syngnathiformes; Syngnathidae
Source: RefSeq, a predicted model, not a curated record